AUUUAAAAGGCCAGUCGCCAGAUGAGCAGCGAGCACAGCGCGAGCGGUAGCUGCUAGCGAGAGGAUAUCAACCCGUUGCGCACAGCUCUGUUCUGUUCAGGAGGAGGAUGCGCAUCUUCACUGUCAUCUGGGCCAUCUGCUUCUUCUUGAAGGAAGUGCAAGCGUGGGGCUUCAGAAAUGGAAUAUUUCAUAACUCCAUAUGGUUGGAGCAAGCUGCUGGAGUCUACCACAGGGAAUCGCGUAAAGGGAGAUACCAGCUGACUUAUAAGGAGGCCAAGACGGUGUGCAAAUACGAAGGAGGAAAUCUGGCCACUUACGAUCAACUGGAGGCUGCUCGUCAAAUAGGUUUUCACGUGUGUGCGGCUGGGUGGUAUGACAAAGGUCGUGUAGGCUACCCUAUCGUCAAAGCUGGUGCCAACUGUGGUUUUGGGAAGGUUGGUGUCAUCGACUACGGGUACAGGCUGAACAAGAGUGAAAGAUGGGACGUCUACUGCUACAACCCCAACUCGAAGGAGUGUGGAGGAACUCUGACAGACCAGCAGAAGAUCAUCCAGUCACCUGGUUACCCAGAGGAGUACCAAGAUGAGCAGAUCUGCUACUGGCACAUCCGUGUACGCUAUGGACAUAGGAUACGCCUGCAUUUCCUGGAGUUCGACGUGGAGGAGGACACGUCCUGUCUAGCAGACUACCUGGAGAUCUAUGACAGCUAUGACGACGUCUCUGGCUUUGCCGGGAGGUACUGUGGAGAUUACUUACCAGAUGACUUAAUUAGCACAGGGAAUGUGAUGACACUAAAGUUCCUGUCCGAUGCCUCUGUAGUGGCAGGAGGCUUCCAGCUGGAGUACAUUGCUGUGAACUCUUCUCUUCACCACUUCCAGAAUGACAGCAGCUACUACUUCACUUGACAAAUUAUUUAAUAGAUGUUUUUUAUGUUAAUGUUUCCUAUUGUAUUUAUAAUGUUGUCGUUUUUACUCAUGUAAUUGAUGUGUGUAUCCUUGUUGUCUUCAAGGGAAAGCAAAUAAAUGCUGUAUUAAAUGUAUAACCUCACA
Oncorhynchus mykiss (rainbow trout) is the source of this 1049-nucleotide messenger RNA. It is a transcript of the gene tnfaip6, whose product is annotated as tumor necrosis factor, alpha-induced protein 6. Gene Ontology annotation, molecular function: hyaluronic acid binding. Gene Ontology annotation, biological process: negative regulation of inflammatory response; cell adhesion. The record is from RefSeq and is a predicted model, not a curated record. Lineage: Eukaryota; Metazoa; Chordata; Actinopteri; Salmoniformes; Salmonidae.